Eleginops maclovinus (Patagonian blennie) is the source of this 2104-nucleotide messenger RNA. Its product is annotated as rho GTPase-activating protein 8-like. Gene Ontology annotation, molecular function: GTPase activator activity. The record is from RefSeq and is a predicted model, not a curated record. Gene Ontology annotation, cellular component: cytoplasm. Lineage: Eukaryota; Metazoa; Chordata; Actinopteri; Perciformes; Eleginopidae. The transcript is spliced from 13 exons. Bases 69 to 1367 code for a protein of 432 amino acids. Gene Ontology annotation, biological process: negative regulation of endocytic recycling; small GTPase-mediated signal transduction.
CUGGCGGAUGUUUGAGGAAGUUGGAUCAACUUUCUCUACCUGUGGGGUUUUAGUCAGAUCAGCUUCAUAUGUACCACUACAGAAUGAGUUCAGCACCAGAUCUGGAGCAGCUGGCAGAAAUAGAGCUACAGAAGGAGGAAGAGGAGGAUGAAGAUCAGAGCUGCGUUACAGACGGUCCAAACAGCUUCAGCCCGGAUCCGUCUCACCCGUACUACGACGUCGCCCGACACGGCAUCAUCCAGGUCUGCGGUGACGAUAAGUUCGGCAGGAAGCUGAUCGUGUUCAGCAGCUGCUGUCUGCCUCCGUCUCACCAGCUCAACCACCGCCGCCUGCUGGAGUACCUGAAGUUCACUCUGGACCAGUACGUGGAGAUGGACUACAUCCUGGUCUACUUCCAUCACGGUCUGAGGAGCAGCAACAAGCCGUCCGUGAAGUGGCUCAGAGAGGCGUACGCAGAGUUCGACAGGAAAUACAAGAAGAACAUGAAGACUCUGUUCGUCGUUCAUCCCACAAACUUCAUCAGAAUCGUCUGGAACAUUUUCAAACCUCUGAUCAGUCACAAGUUUGGUAAGAAGCUGACGUACGUGAACUACCUGACGGAGCUCAGAGAACACCUGAACUACGAGCAGCUGAUCAUCCCGGCUGACGUCCUCAGACACGAUGAGAAGCUGCGAGCAGCUCAGAAAGGAGGCCCCCCUCCCUCAGUGAAAAGCCCCCCACCCCGACCCCCCCUCCCCACUCAGCAGUUCGGAGUCAGCCUGCAGUACCUCCGAGAGAAAAACCCAGAGGCCGUAAUUCCUCCGGUGAUGUCUCAGACCGUCACCUACCUGAAGGAGAAAGGUCUGAACACAGAGGGGAUCUUCAGGCGUUCGGCUCGGGUUCAGAUCAUCAAAGACGUUCAGAAGCUUUAUAACCUGGGUAAGCCAGUGGACUUUAACAACUAUGACGACGUCCAUGUUCCCGCCGCCAUCCUGAAGACGUUCCUCAGAGAGCUUCCUGAACCCCUGCUCACCUUCACCGCCUACACACACAUCCAGGACUUCCUCAGUGUGGAGAGCAGUCUGCGGGUGUCCCGGUGCAGACAGGUGAUGGAGAGUCUCCCUGAACACAACCUCCUGGUAGCUGAGUACCUGCUGGGCUUCCUGCACACGGUGUCCCAGCAGAGCCUGCUGAACCGGAUGAGCUCCUCUAACCUGGCCUGUGUGUUCGGGGUGAACCUGGUCUGGCCCCGGCACGGCUCCAUCUCUCUCUCCGCUCUGACGCCCAUCAACAUGUUCACCGAGGUCCUCAUCGAGCACUUCCCCACCGUGUUCGGUUCCCGCUGCCCCCCCGGGUCCCGCUGCCCCCCCACCCGGCCCACCCCCUGAAGCUGCAGACAAAAACACCGUUUUAUACCGUUUUUUAAAAUAGACUUUUUCUAGCGUUUUUAUUGGACACUGAAAGACUUUCAAAAUAAAAUACCCCAUAAUUAUCUGGAGGUGUUUCUUCUGAUGUGGAGAAAAUAUCCUAAAUCUAAAAGCCCGAUUUGAAGACGAACGAUUGUCUUUUUUCUACGUUUUUUCAAUUUUUUACUUUUUAGUCUUUUUUUUGUUCUGUGCAAGACUUUCAAAAUAAAAUAUCCCCAAACUAGCUGGAGGGUUUCCCCUGGAGGCUCUGACGUUUGUUCUUGAAAGAAAACCAAAAUCUAAGGGUCCAAGUUCUCCAGUUUUUAGAAUAUAAUAAUAAGAGCGUGUAAGAAUUUCAAAAUAAAAUGCCCUUAUCAAAAUAAGAUGCGGUGUCGGACGAUAUUUGACAAACUCGUUAUUAAGAAGAUUAUUACUCAAGAAUUCUGAUGCAGAAUCUGUAUGACUCUGAGAGGGAAACACUAACUCUGUCAUGUUGUUUCUUAUUGUUUCCUGCAGUGAGUUGUGUUGUUUGUGUUGUUUGUGUUGAUUGUGUUGUGUUAAGAUCUCUUUGUGUAUUUUUCACCUAACUCUGACUAAUGGAAUGUAAACAUUGUGUAAUUUCUAAUCAGUCAAAGAGACGUUUGUCGUGAAAAAUGUUAAAAAGGUCAUUUUAAGGAAUUUCAUUAAAAAGAAUAAAGUGAUAAAAAGUUCUGAAAGAA